Molecule: messenger RNA, 600 nt
Organism: Oikopleura dioica
Lineage: Eukaryota; Metazoa; Chordata; Appendicularia; Copelata; Oikopleuridae
Source: the annotation of a GenBank genome assembly
AUGAUUUUUCUCUGGCUCAUUCCAUUCCUUGCCGCUCAGGUAAUCGAAGAGAAAGAAUGCAUAACUCCGCCGCUGAUUACCGACUUUGAUCUCGCCGCGUACUCUGGAAUGUGGUGGAGCUUAGCGUCCUAUCCUGCAAGAUAUCACAUUGAGAAUUCAAGAUGUGUGAGAUUAUUCUACGACUUGGAGGAGGACAGCGACCGGCUUUAUGUUAAUAACACUUCAUUGAGGCCAGAUGAUGAGGGAAAUUAUUACUUAGGGUGGAGUCAAGGAUACGGUUAUCAACAGUACUCUCGACGGGCGCCGAAUCUUCUUUAUGUGGACUUUAGAAACAUUUUUGACCCCGAUGAGCUGAUCCGUCCAAAUUACUGGGUCUUGGAGACGGAUUAUGAAGAAUACGUGUACGGAAGCAACUGUAACUACAAUGGCACUCACAGCAGCAGAUCAUUUUGGUUCCUAGGACGAGAGAAGGAUUUCGCCAAUUCAGAGAAAUUUCAAAUGUUGCUGGAAAAAGCCACAAACGACUGGGGAUUGAAAGAAGAGUUCCUUGAAUAUCGCAAUAAUGACAACUGUACCUUUGACUACAUACAGGAUGAAUAA